Danio aesculapii is the source of this 3859-nucleotide messenger RNA. RefSeq names its product MINDY lysine 48 deubiquitinase 4 (gene mindy4). Gene Ontology annotation, molecular function: K48-linked deubiquitinase activity; cysteine-type deubiquitinase activity. The record is from RefSeq and is a predicted model, not a curated record. The transcript is spliced from 18 exons. Lineage: Eukaryota; Metazoa; Chordata; Actinopteri; Cypriniformes; Danionidae. Gene Ontology annotation, biological process: protein K48-linked deubiquitination. The coding region runs from base 234 to 2285 and encodes 683 amino acids.
AAAGCUAGACCGCUAGUUAGCAAGCGUCGCAACUAUCUUUACCUCAUCAUAUGGAAUUUAUCCCCCAGAGAAAUUACAAAUAAUUAAACUUCCAAGUUGAAAAUGCAGUAUAGAUGAAAAUAUGACCUAAAUUUUGUCCAACAGUAUUUGAGGUGUGCGCACUUUGGUGUUGUUUACAACCGGAGCUAGCAAGUUUGCUAUAACGUUAUCUCAACACCGCUCUGUUGUGAUCUAUGAUGGGCAAAGAUGUGGAGGAUGUUUCUGCAUCUCUUGUACGGGAGUAUCUCAGUCGAAAGGGCCUCAAGAAAACCAUAGCUUGCAUGGAUGAAGAGCUUCCACGAACUCAUUCAAGCGUCAAUAACAGAUCAGAUCUGCGGAGUAUACUUUACCUUGAGGGCCUUUACAAAAAGAAUAAGGCUGAAGAACAUCCCUUGAAGUCAAUGUUAGAGAUGAUUGUGAAGGACAGAAUGAGUGAAGGUGGCAAAACCAAAGGUCGUCAGCAAAGUGACGUUCAAGCACAUCAAUUCGAUCAAACCCUGUCCAGUACUUCCAUAGAUAUGACUGGGAACAUUAAAAGAGAAGAAAAUUGUUUGCAAAAUCUCUCAUCGAACAGUCCAAGGUUAUCUGAAAGCAGCAGUGUGCCAAAUGUUAUUGUGCCUUCCCAAACACCUUUUGAAAAGACACAAGACAAGACAAAGACAAGUUUGGACCUCUCAUUAUCAAGCCAGGAUAGUCUGUUAGCCAUGUCGAAAGAGAGAUUUCUCUCUGAGAAGAAGCUUCUAGACACUGACAGCCAGAAGAACAGAAGCAGCAGGAUAAGACGAGGGAUUAUGGCAGGUCCCAUUUCCAGCUCCUCGCAGGAAAGUUACAGAAGGCGUCCAACACGAAAAACACCUUCAUCUGUUAUAACAGCAAUGGAGGAUUGCAGACAAGCAUCAAACUGGACUAAUGGCUUCAAUACUACCAAAACAGAGUCUAAACCAUCAGCCUUUCUUCAAGGAGAAAGCAGUAUGAUUUCUAAUUUACAUAAAGGAAAUAUUGACUAUGAUGGACAUGAGAGGAUGACAAAAGCCAAGCAAAAGAAUUCGGCACCCAGCCUAAAUCUGGACAGACUCCAUGAGUUGGAAAUGGUUUUAGAUGACAUCGAGAACGAAGAGAGCUUGUGUGAUAUUUCUAGAAAAAUCCUGCCAGAAUAUAGUUUGGACAAGACUCCCAUGGACCAGAUGACUGCUGUUGCUCUGAAAGAGAUCAUCUUUGGUUCUUCCAUGGCUUGUUUCACAGAGGAGUGGAAGCAGCAGAGUUUUACCUUUUCAGAUACUUCUGGUCUGAAAUACGGGAUUGUACAGAAGAAGGGUGGACCCUGUGGUGUCCUUGCAGCAGUUCAGGCAUGUGUUCUACAGAAGCUUCUGUUUGAAGAAUCAAGCAGUGACUCCAUGGAUCAGAGACUGGAGGUGUCAAACAUUGUAAGAACAAAAUGUCUCUAUCUGGCUUUGGCUGAUGUACUGUGGAGAGCUGGGAAUAUGAAUAGAGCAAUAGUUGCAAUAAACACAGGAAGAACUGUGUUCACCCCGAUCGGGCGCUACAAAUCUGAUGGAAUUCUAGAAAUGAUAACAUACGUCACUGUCGAGACCUUAGAUGAUCUCACUUUAGUUCUUGAACAGCAUGUUAGACAGUUUGAAUCUGGUCCCUUUGGCUGUAUCCUACUUACCAUUUCAGCCAUUCUUUCCAGAACUAUUGCAAUUGUACGAAAUGACAUGGAUGUGCCAACCUCCACUCUUAUUGGAGCUCAUGGCUACUGCACACAGGAAUUGGUAAAUCUAUUACUUUGUGGACGCGCCGUUUCAAAUGUCUUUGAUGAUGAAAUGAAGCUUGAUUCCGGAAAUGGAAAUUUUACCCUUCUGAAGGGAAUUAAAGCACGAUCUAACAUUGGGCUGCUCUCUUUAUUUGAGCACUAUAAUAUAUGCAAGGUUGGAUCUCACCUGAAAAACCCCACGUUUCCAAUUUGGGUGGUGUGCAGCGAGAGCCAUUUCAGUGUUCUCUUUAGUCUCUCUGAAGAUCUGGCAUCCGAUCACUGCACGGAGGACGAGUUUGACUUGUACUAUUAUGAUGGAUUGGCCAACCAGCAGGAACCAAUUAGAUUAACAGUCUAUCCACAUUCUGCUGCUAAGGCUGCUGCGUACAAUGACAACACAGAUGAUGACCUCAUCCCUCCGCUGGAGCUCUGCAUCAGAACGAAAUGGCGAAAUGCAGCGGUCUGCUGGAAUGAUACAGAUCCCAUUCUUUGAUAAUGCAUGUUUUUUAGUAUUAGCCCCAUGCGAUCCUUGUAUGAUUUUAUCUGGUGUAAAACAUAUUUUCAUUAGAUUUUAAAUUGAAAAAGCAUACGUUUAGUAUUUAUUUUGUCUUGUGUGAUAAGCCUUUUUGCUGCUAUUCUUGAUAGUGUUCUUUAUUUGUUCAUUUUUUUAUGUGAAUACAGAAGGAUGAUGCAUUUUCUAAAAUUAUCAAUCAACAAAUGGCUAAUAUUGUCAGUCAAUAUUACACAAAAAUGUCUUGUUUGCUCCCCUCCUGUAAUUUUAAUCAAGAUCUCUCCUUCAUUGUUUUUUCCUGCAUGUUUUAUAUAAUUGUUUACUUUUUUUUUUUCAUCACGAAGUCACUUUGACGCUAAAAUAUUAGGAACUGUCAUGCUUUAAAUGACGUUUUUUACUUGGUUCAAAUCAUGAUUUAAAGGGCACCUAUUGCACCCCUUUUUCAAAAUUUAAGAUCAGUCUUUUGUGUCUCCAGAAUGUGUCUGUAAAGUUUCAGCUCAAAACACCCAUCAGAUUAUUUAUUAUACCUUACAAAAUAUUGGAAUUUUCUGCUCUGAACACAAUGUUGCUGUUUUUGUUGCCUGUGCCUUUAAUGCUAGUUCUUAUCACCCAUCGUUCCUACGUGCCUGUCAGAGUGUGUUUCCAUCUCCGGCUGCGUCAGAUUAACAACACAGUGACAGACAUGAAGGAAGCAGAUCUCGCGUAACGUUUGUGAGAAAUGCUACAGUAAGAACUUUCCAAUGAUUACUCGAUGUAAGUGUUGUAGAGUUAAUUCAAGCCUUUCUGCAAUGAUGAGACACAGAAUGUCGUUACAAAAGUUCACACAAAGACACACACAGCACGCGCGUUUAACUUUGCACUAUUUUUGCACGGCAAAUGACAGGAUACACGAUAAUAUUCACUGCUGUAUGGAUAUCCGUUAUGUUAAUGUACAAAAUAAACCUGAUUUAACGUCCGCAAACCAGAAUUGAAGCGUCUUCUUUUAUAAUUAUACUGACGCACAUCUGUGGUGAUAAAGUAAACAUGGUAAAAUCGCUGUAAUUCAUUACACACAUGCCCUGUUUUGAAAAUGUUUUCAACUUGUAAAACUCAUUCUUGAUCACAUUUGAUGAUGAUUGAUGAUCACAGAGAGCUGAACAGGUCUUUUAAUCCCAGUUGCUUUGUGCACAUCCUGUCUUGUUGAUAUGAUUAUACGCAUUACUAUCGAGACAUGUUAAAACAUGGCUGUCAAUCAAUUAGGCGGGGAAACCACACUCCUACAUCAUGUUGCGGUGGGACUCAAAAUGAGAGGGAUUUGGAUCCUAUUUUAACAUCAGGAAAUUAAAAAAAAAGAGACUUAUUGUCUUUAUAUCACCCCAAUAUGACUGAGGACACACUAUACAUACACAGUUCUGUCCAAACAGCUCACAAAAGAUUUUCACCAUAGGUGCAUCAUAAUAUGACUUGUGAUGAGUCGAUAAUGUCCAUUGCUUACUGUCCACUUAAUAAAGGUUUAUUUAAAGGGGAAACAUAAUCUGAUAUCAUUCACUAACUUUUAUGUUUUCCCAAUCCUACUA